AUGGCUUUCCUUCAUUCACAUUCGUGCGAGUGUGCCAAGUCUGAGCUAGAUUUGUUCGCCGUACCAUCAACUCAAACAACUAUCGAAUCUGGACGUUGGAUACCUUUUAAAAAUGUAUCAUCGUUGACAGAUGAUGGCCCUUUGGAAUUUUCGAUUACCGGUCGCAGUGAUGAAUUUAUGGAUUUGGCUCAUACAAUGCUUCAUGUAGUCGUAAAGGUUACAAAAGACGACGGAACCGAUUUGGCAGCUACAGACGAAUUAGCACCUGUUAAUAAUUUGCUGCAUUCGAUGUUUAGUCAAGUCGAUGUCUAUUUGAACGAAAAAUUAAUUUCACCACCAAACAAUACUUACGCCUACAAAUGCUAUAUUGAAUCUUUACUCAAUUACGGGCCGGAUGCAAAAGAUUCGCAUCUAAGUAGUGCCCUCUGGUAUGGGGACACAUCUUCAAAAAUGGAUAUUUUGGGUGCUACAAAUAACGGAUACAAAAUAAGAAAAGAAUUUGCAGCCGGUAGUAAACAUAUUGAUCUUAUCGGACACUUACGCGGAGAUAUUUUUAAUCAGGAAAAAUUUUUGCUCAAUGGCGUAGACUUAAGAGUGAAAAUGGUACGAUCGCGUGAUAAUUUUGUUUUAAUGUCAAAUAGCAGUGGAAAAUUAAAAAUUAUUGACGCAACUUUAAUGAUAAGGAAGGUGAAAAUAAAUCCAUCGGUAAUGUUAUCGUUAACGAAUGUUUUGGAAAAAACAACAGCAAAGUAUCCAAUUACCAGAACGGAAAUAAAAGUUUUAACAUUACCAGCCGGCAUUCAGUCAAAAUCAUUAGAUAAUAUGUAUUUAGGACAAUUACCAAAACGAGUCAUAAUAGGAUUUGUCACCAAUAAGGCUUUUAAUGGACAUUACAAGUUUAAUCCCUUCAACUUUCAACAUUUCAACAUGAACUUUUUGGCUCUCUACGUCGACGGUAAUCAACUACCAUCUAAACCACUCCAGCCGGAUUUUGGGGCCGACAACAAACUUUUUGUUAAUAUGUAUCACACUUUGUUUUCUGGCACUGAUAGUCGGCAGCGUUAUGAUGGUGGUUAUACGCUGAUAGCUUUCGACUUAACACCUGAUUUAUCGGCAAGUUCUACCUCUCAUUGGAAUCUCGUCAAGAGCGGGAAUCUACGCAUAGAAGUUGGUUUUAAAGAAGCUUUGAACGAGACAAUUAUAGCAGUUAAUAAACAUAUAUGUAAUAAAAUUUAUUUAUUUAUUUUACCCAACCAAUUGCUAGUCCGAGCCGUCCUCCCGCGCCGCCGCCCGUCCCGCCGCGCCGCCGUCCGUCCCGCCCCGCUGCCGUCCGUCCCGUCGUGCCGCCGCCCGUCCCGCCGCGCCGCCGCCCGUCCCGCCGCGCCCGAGGAGGGCCACUACCCGCAGCCGAGUCCCUACCUAGUGCACUAA
Molecule: messenger RNA, 1431 nt
Organism: Zophobas morio
Lineage: Eukaryota; Metazoa; Arthropoda; Insecta; Coleoptera; Tenebrionidae
Exons: 3
Coding region: 1-1431 (476 amino acids)
Biological process (GO): deoxyribonucleotide biosynthetic process
Cellular component (GO): cytosol
Molecular function (GO): ribonucleoside-diphosphate reductase activity, thioredoxin disulfide as acceptor
Source: RefSeq, a predicted model, not a curated record